Molecule: messenger RNA, 2599 nt
Organism: Rhea pennata
Lineage: Eukaryota; Metazoa; Chordata; Aves; Rheiformes; Rheidae
Gene: ACSL6
Product: acyl-CoA synthetase long chain family member 6
Exons: 20
Coding region: 28-2124 (698 amino acids)
Biological process (GO): long-chain fatty acid metabolic process
Cellular component (GO): membrane; endoplasmic reticulum
Molecular function (GO): long-chain fatty acid-CoA ligase activity
Source: RefSeq, a predicted model, not a curated record
GAGUUCGCCCUUUCCAUCGCGGAGAAGAUGCAAGUGCAGGACGUGCUGCGGGGCCUGCGUCUCCCCGAGCUCGACGACCUGGGCCAGCUCUUCCGCAGCCUGCCGGCCACGGCGCUGGUGGGCCUGGGCGCCUUCGCGGCCGUGGUGGCCUACUGGUUCGCGAGCCGGCCCAAAGCAGUGAAGCCGCCCUGCGACCUCUCCAGGCAGUCGGCAGAAGUGGAGGGCUUGGACGGCGCGCGGAGGUCCGUGAUAGGCGACAGCACCCAGCUGCUCACUCACUACUACGACGAUGCAAGAACCAUGUAUGAGGUCUUCAGAAGAGGAUUUAAUAUAUCUGAAAACGGCCCCUGUCUGGGAUUCAGAAAGCCCGAGCAGCCCUACCAGUGGCUGUCCUAUAAAGAGGUCUCUGAAAGAGCAGAAGCUUUGGGUUCGGGCUUGCUCCAGCAGGGAUGUAAACCAUCCACGGAGCAGUUCAUCGGGGUCUUUGCUCAAAACCGGCCCGAGUGGAUCAUCUCCGAGCUGGCUUGCUACACUUACUCCAUGGUGGUGGUUCCCCUGUACGAUACCUUGGGCCCUGGAGCCAUCCGCUACAUUGUGAACACAGUGGACAUUUCCAUAGUCAUCUGCGACAAGCCGGAGAAGGCCCAGGUUCUCCUGGGCCACGUGGAGCGGGGGGAGACGCCGGGGCUGAGCACCAUCAUCGUGAUGGACCCGUUCGAGACGGAGCUGCGGGCGAGAGGGGCGCGCUGCGGGGUGCGCGUGCGGGCCCUGCGCGACGUGGAGGAGCGCGGCCGCGAGGGUCGUCGCCCGCCCGCGCCUCCUCGACCAGAAGAUCUGUCAAUCGUCUGUUUUACUAGUGGCACUACAGGCAACCCCAAAGGCGUUAUGUUGACUCACGGCAACGUGGUUGCUGACUUCUCGGGCUUUCUCAAAGUGACAGAGAAAGUGAUCUUUCCGAGACAGGACGAUGUGCUCAUCUCCUUCCUGCCUCUGGCUCACAUGUUUGAGAGAGUGAUACAGUCCGUAGUGUACUGCCACGGCGGGCGGAUCGGAUUCUUCCAAGGAGACAUCCGUCUCCUGUCGGACGACAUGAAGGCGCUGCGCCCGACCAUCUUCCCUGUUGUGCCAAGGCUGUUGAACAGGAUGUACGAUAAGAUCUUCAGCCAGGCAGACACCUCCCUGAAGCGCUGGAUGCUGGAGUUCGCUGCGAGACGGAAAAAGGCCGAAGUUCGAAACGGGAUCGUUAGAAAUGACAGUUUGUGGGACAAGCUCUUCUUUAAUAAAAUCCAGGCGAGCCUCGGCGGCCGCGUCCGCAUGAUAGUGACGGGCGCCGCGCCCGCGUCGCCGGCGGUGCUGGGCUUCCUUCGCGCGGCGCUCGGCUGCCAGGUCUAUGAGGGUUAUGGCCAAACAGAAUGCACCGCCGGCUGCACCUUCACCACCCCCGGGGACUGGACAUCAGGUCACGUAGGAGCCCCUUUGCCCUGUAAUUUGAUCAAAUUGAAGGAUGUGGAAGAGCUGAAUUAUUUUGCUUCCAAAGGAGAAGGAGAGAUAUGUGUGAAAGGACCAAAUGUUUUCAAAGGUUAUCUGAAAGAUGAAGAGAAGACAGCCGAAGCGUUGGACGAGGAAGGCUGGCUUCACACAGGAGACAUUGGGAAAUGGUUACCCAACGGGACUCUUAAAAUUAUUGAUCGGAAAAAGCAUAUAUUUAAACUCGCUCAGGGAGAAUAUAUUGCACCGGAGAAGAUCGAGAAUAUCUAUAUCCGCAGUGACCCUGUUGCCCAGAUAUAUGUCCAUGGAGACAGCUUGCAGGCCUUUUUGGUAGGGAUUGUGGUACCUGAUUCGGAAGUUAUGCCAGGCUGGGCCAAGAAGAGAGGAUUUGAUGGAACGUAUGCAGAACUCUGCAAAAAUAAGGAAUUGCAGCAAGCAAUAAUGGAAGAUAUGGUCCGGUUAGGUAAGGAGAGUGGACUUCACUCCUUUGAACAGGUCAAAGCCAUUUACAUUCACUCUGAUAUGUUCUCAGUACAAAAUGGUUUGUUGACACCUACAUUAAAGGCUAAGAGACCAGAACUAAGGGAUUACUUCAAAAGACAAAUCGAAGAGCUGUAUUCAAGCAUCUCCAUCUGAAGUCGCAGGAGGACUCCUCGGAGUGGCGGGCUUUGUAGCAACACUAGAAUAACACUCAAAAGUGCAGAGCCAGAAUGGCACGGCUGAAAGGGAUAAGCACCUGAAUCUUAUAUUUGAGCCUUUCAUUUUUCCAGGAUUUCACCACUAACCAUAAUUUCCAUUUUCCUCCUUUUUUUUUCAUCAGGUGUGGAUACACUCUGUUUUUACUCUAUGUACACAGUAGGAGACUACUAAAAAUUAUGUUCAAUACCCACAAAAUACACAGAAAUUUCAAUCCAUGACUGAGUAAAUUAUGGAAACUGAUUAUUAACUCCAAAUGUUUCUGAUUAAACAGAGAGAAGAAUUUUUGGUAUGUCUGAUAUUUGAUUGUAUGUAACUUAAUAGAUUAGGAACUAAAAUUGUUGAUAAUUCAAUAAUGUGGUCUACCUCAAACAAUCAAUGAUUGGUGGUAAAAGUCUAUUUUUCCUGGUCUGGA